Anopheles moucheti is the source of this 1143-nucleotide messenger RNA. RefSeq names its product inactive CLIP domain-containing serine protease A8-like. The transcript has 4 exons. Gene Ontology annotation, biological process: proteolysis. Lineage: Eukaryota; Metazoa; Arthropoda; Insecta; Diptera; Culicidae. Bases 1 to 1143 code for a protein of 380 amino acids. Gene Ontology annotation, molecular function: serine-type endopeptidase activity. The record is from RefSeq and is a predicted model, not a curated record.
AUGUACUUCCAAACCUUAACCGUGCUACUGUUCGUGGCUUUGCUCAAUACCGAGGCGAACGUUAUAAAGCAGAAACUUGAAACGUGUGAAGGAGGAUAUUGCUUACCGAAGCAUUUGUGCCCAACGGGACGAUUUAAUGAUGAACCAAUCCUAGGAGAAAAUAGGCUUACAACGCUACGAGUUGACGAGGAGAACGAAUGUGGAGAUUUCAUGAAGAUAUGCUGCAAGGUGUCCAACACUGAUUCGGAAAACCAGAGCGUGACUGAUAAGUGCGGAAUUUCCAAUCCGGAAGGUUUAGUGUACAACGUGGAAUCGAAUCUAACGUACGCAAAAUAUGCCGAGUUUCCUUGGACUGUAGCCAUUUUUGUAAAGUACUACAUAUCCAGAAAUCUCAAACUGACGCACGUAGGCGGAGGAACUCUUAUACAUCCGAAGUAUGCCCUGACGACUGCUCAUACCGUGGCGAAAAUAGGAAAAUAUAUGGCUCGGUUUGGAGAGUGGAACAUGAAAUCGGACGCAGAGAUCUAUCCAUCGCAGGAUAUUGAUAUUGAGAAACGAAUUCUCCAUCCAUCCUAUCGGGAAGCGCUAACAACAGAGAACGAUAUAGCUCUUGUAGUUCUGAAAGAUACGGUCUUGUACUCAGAGCACAUUCGACCCCUGUGUCUGCCAAACGCAUUGGACUCAUUCGAUGGUAAGCGGUGCAUCGCGACCGGAUGGGGAUUGGACAUAAGAACAGAGCAACCAGCACCCAUUAUGAAGCGGAUGGAGCUGAACGUUAUCCCACGUGAACAUUGUCGUACGAUGUUUUGGAACCAGGGCUUUAAAUUCGAACUCCACAGCAGUUUUAUGUGUGUGGAACCGGCCGGGGAGCAGAACUCGUGUUUCAAGGAUGGAGGGUCACCGUUAGCUUGCCAAAGGGAAGAUGGAUCUUACGUGAUGGCAGGAAUAACAUCCUGGGUGUUGGAUUGUGGUCGAUCGGAAAUUCCAGGAGCUCAAGUGGAUGUGGCGCAGUUUAGUAGCUGGAUAAAUGAAAUUAUCGACGCACAGAAUGAUUCAGAUGAAUCAUAUGAAAUCAAUGCUUUAAGUGUGGAUGAUGAAGUGAAGCUAUAUGCAUACUUAAGUAACAAAAACAAUAAGGGUUAG